GUGUUCAUUAUCCUCAUGUUGCUCCUUUUCCUAUAUAUCAAUAAGAAGAUGUGUUUUGAAAAUGUUGGUGGUUUCCCAGAUCUUGAUUCAGGAUAUGCUGCAAGAAAGAAUUCACAAGAUAAACUUUACAACUCUUAUAUGAGUAAAGACCAACAUGGUUCUUCAUCUGAGAGUGAAGACGAAGCACUGGGCAAAUAUCAUGAGGCCUUGUCUAGAACCCAGAGUUCCAGGUUGCCAGUGGUGGAUGGUAGGCAACAAAAAAACUAUGUAUGGGAAACCAGACAAAAAUACAGUCCACUGUCUGCAGAAUACGAUGGAUACAGUAGUGAAGCCUCAAUAGAUGAAGUGAACUGCAUUCAGAGGAUGAGAAGAACACCUCCGCUGGAUGAACUGCAACCACCUCCAUACCAGGAUGAUAGUGGUUCUCCUCAUCUUUCAUGUACACCCUCUGAAGUUGGAGAUGGUAAAUGUGAAUUUUCCCAGUGUAGCAACAGUCCAAGAUGUUCAUAUAAGUGCCCAAGUGAGGGAAGCACAGGACAUGAAAUAGAAAGCUUUCAUAACAAAGGAUAUGAAGAGGAUGUACCAAGCGAUAGCACAGCUGUCCUUAGUCCGGAGGAUAUGUCAGCUCGAGGAUCAUCUUCGCAGCUUCCUAAACCUUUUGAUCCUGAGCCAGUAGCUAAAUAUGGCACACUGGAUGUGACUUUUGACUAUGACUCACAGGAGCAGAAGCUUCUGGUGACAGUGACAGCUGUCACAGACAUUCCCACGUACAGCAGGACAGGUGGAAGCUCAUGGCAAGUACACCUAGUUCUUCUCCCUAUAAAGAAACAGAGAGCAAAAACCAGCAUCCAGCGGGGACCAUGCCCUGUCUUCACAGAGACAUUCAAAUUUAAUCACGUUGAGUCUGAGAUGAUUGGGAAUUAUGCAGUUCGCUUUAGACUGUACAGUGUACGUCGCAUGAAAAAAGAGAGGAUUGUGGGAGAAAAGAUUUUUUACUUAACAAAAUUGAAUCUUCAAGGGAAGAUGUCAGUACCAGUGAUAUUGGAACCUUCUUACAGUCUGUCUGGCUGUGACUCCCAAAUGAGCAUGUCAGAAGUGUCCUGCAGUGAAAGUACCUCGUCAUGUCAGUCUCUGGUACAUGGCUCAGCUCCAGAAAUCCUCAUUGGCCUCCUUUAUAAUGCCACAACUGGAAGAUUAUCAGCAGAAGUGAUAAAAGGCAGCCACUUCAAAAACUUGGCAGCGAACAGACCACCCAACGGACUGUUCUGUUGUCUAAAACACUUGAUAGGUGGACAGGUUUAUAUAAUCCGAGAUACAUAUGUUAAAUUAACACUACUGAACUCCAUGGGGCAAGAGAUGUCCAAAUGCAAAACUUCAAUCCGCCGAGGGCAACCAAAUCCAGUAUACAAAGAAACCUUCAUUUUUCAAGUGGCACUGUUUCAGCUUUCAGAUGUGACACUCAUAUUGUCUGUAUAUAAUAAACGCAGCAUGAAAAGAAAAGAGAUGAUAGGGUGGAUUUCCUUAGGUCUCAACAGCUCAGGAGAAGAUGAACUCAAUCACUGGACUGAAAUGAAGGAAUCUAAAGGACAACAAGUAUGUAGAUGGCAUACUUUACUAGAAUCUUAA
Molecule: messenger RNA, 1626 nt
Organism: Rhea pennata
Lineage: Eukaryota; Metazoa; Chordata; Aves; Rheiformes; Rheidae
Gene: SYT14
Product: synaptotagmin 14
Exons: 7
Coding region: 16-1626 (536 amino acids)
Molecular function (GO): phospholipid binding
Source: RefSeq, a predicted model, not a curated record